AAUGAGAAAUAGGUUGAAUACUUGAGGCUGAACUGGACAGCCCUUACUCUGGUGGAUAUAUAGAGAACAUGUUUAUUUAAAUCCAUUGAUUGCGAUGCCAUGAUUUUAAGCUAUCAGCUUGUUAAUGUCAGUGACAUUAUUACGAGUAAGCUACCAUGUAAGCAUCCAUGAUGUGGAAUGAUAAUUGCUAAUAUUUCCUUUCAUUUGUGAUGAUAUAUUCGUAUAUUCCUCUGUUUUUCUUUGGAGUUAUUAAAUGAAUGGCUAUCUUGUUUUCAUACAUUGUGAGGCCAAGAUGAGCCUGAUAGCAGCACGCCCAGCAAAUCGGGUGAAAGGAAAUCAACUAGAGAGUCCUGAAUAGUGAGAUUUGGCUAACAUCCUCCUCCCAAUUCUGGAGGUGUGGAGGACACCUAAUCUUCACAUGGUCCACUUCAAAAAGUACAAAACCCUUGCCCCCCAAGGAUUCAAAUUUCUCAGCGUCAGCUUUUUAUUCCUCUGCAAGUAAUCUACCUAGAAUAAAUAAGAAAUGGAGCUCUCAUCUUCUUUUUGUUCCUAUCUACCUACCCUAGCUUGCAGGAGAUCAAGCAUAUUAGAAACAUAGAGCUUUUGGAAAGCGAGCAACAUGGCAAAGCAUCAUCCAGAUUUGAUUAUGUGUCGGAAGCAGCCAGGAAUUGCCAUUGGAAGAGUUUGUGAGAAAGAUGAUGGGAAAUGUGUCAUCUGCGACUCCCUGGUGCAUCCUUGCACACUUGUGCGGAUUUGUGACGAGUGCAAUUAUGGAUCCUUCCAAGGUCGAUGUGUUAUUUGUGGAGUAGUGGGAAUCUCUGAUGCUUACUAUUGCAAAGAGUGCACACAGCUGGAGAAAGAUAGGGAUGGAUGUCCAAAAAUCGUUAAUUUAGGGAGUGCGAAGACAGAUCUGUUUUAUGAACGUAAGAAAUAUGGUUUUAAGAAAAGAUGAUAAGCAGCGGGUUACAUCUCUAGUGGUUUUUCUCUGCCAUUGUUAACCUGAAUUUCCCGAGACAGAAAUAAAAUUGAUGGACAAUGUUGUAGUUCUUGAAUUGUAUUACUAUUUGUUACUGCCAGUCAUUGCGAUCGAAACGCUAUUGAUUAUGUUGCCUUUGAUCCAAUUGACUUGGAUUGUACCAUAGAGAUGCAUAGUAUUAGUUUUUUCUCCUUC
This is a messenger RNA of Populus nigra (black poplar), 1171 nucleotides long. Its product is annotated as PHD finger-like domain-containing protein 5A. The record is from RefSeq and is a predicted model, not a curated record. The transcript is spliced from 3 exons. Lineage: Eukaryota; Viridiplantae; Streptophyta; Magnoliopsida; Malpighiales; Salicaceae. Gene Ontology annotation, cellular component: U2 snRNP; U12-type spliceosomal complex; catalytic step 2 spliceosome. Bases 620 to 952 code for a protein of 110 amino acids. Gene Ontology annotation, biological process: mRNA splicing, via spliceosome.